Lachancea meyersii CBS 8951 is the source of this 213-nucleotide messenger RNA. The record is from the annotation of a GenBank genome assembly. Lineage: Eukaryota; Fungi; Ascomycota; Saccharomycetes; Saccharomycetales; Saccharomycetaceae.
AUGAUUGUCCCAGUGAGAUGUUUUUCGUGCGGAAAAGUCGUGGGCGACAAAUGGGAAGCGUAUUUGAACAUGCUACAAGAAGAAGAGCUAGACGAGGGAACAGCACUUUCUAGAUUAGGACUCAAGAGAUACUGUUGCAGACGUAUGAUCUUGACGCAUGUGGAUUUGAUCGAGAAGUUCUUGAGAUACAAUCCGCUCGAGAAGCGCGAUUAG